CCAAGGCGUUCCACUGCUGGUAUCAUCAUCCGCACACGCAAUGAAUCAUUGUUUUUUGGAAAAUAAAAAAAUAGGAACGACAACAAUCAAAAACUUAUAUAUCGGAUAGAGGAAUGCCGUCAGAUGCCGAUCAUCAGGUGGACAUUAAAAUUUUCAGCGAAACAAAGUGUAACAUUAUAAAACAAGACAUCAUGUCAAUGUCCAACAAUGAAUUCCAGGAGUUUUUUAACGACCAAGUAUUCGGUACUUCCCUCGCAGAAGCUGCAUGUAACCAUGGUAACAGUAUCAACAAUCAAGAUUCAUCGGUUGGAACAGAUCACCAAAUAUCUUCCAAUGCAAGCAAUGUUGCCAAUAUGAGUGGGAUCAAUGGGACAGACGAAUCUUCCAGUCUCAAUAUGCAGAGGUCAACAGACAGCUAUUUCAUAACUGUCUCGUCACCAGACCAGGUGUCUGCCAUGCAGUCUUUAUUUCCUUCCACCCAGAGUUCUUCUAGUCACGGUGCCACAGAUAUGUUACUGGCAUCAGCGAGCACACAGAGAAAUACUUUAAUGGACAACGUGUCGACAUUGUCAAACACGCAGUGUAUUUCUUCGAACAUACAGACAGCAGAUAAUGUAGCCGAUGCCUUGACUACUCAGACUGUUAGCAUGAUGGAAAACAAUGCAAGAAACGGUUGUCCGCAGCAACCCGCUAAUCAAAAUAAUCAAAUGAAUUCUCAGCAAAUUGUGAUGGACAAUUCUGGCGGCAACACGAAUGUGAAGACUAUGGUGUCUGCCGACUCCUUAAACCUGCAGCAGAAUGUGAAUUCGCAGAAUGUGGUGAGGAAUCACGGGGAGUUAAAUUCACCAAAUGUUGCUGUGGCGGCAGUUGGCAGUUCGAAUGUGCAGGAUGUUGCCAAAGGGAUACUAAACGCCCAGAACCUGUUGAGUGGAAACGUGAUUUCCAUCCCUCUUCAGAGUCCGUCUGGCGCGAACCGGAUCAGUAUUAACACGUGCAGUGAAAAUCAAGGUAUUGGUAUGUUGGAUCAUACCCAAGUUAAAGCCCCAAUUUUUGUGAAUAUCCAUAACAUGAAUGCUUCCCAGACGGUUACUGCUCAUGGUCAUGUCGACUCGUCUCCAAAUGGCUCUCAAGGCAUGAAUCCUUCCGUGUCGGUAGGCAGCCAUGAUACAUCACCGGCUAAUAUUGGAUUGGCUGUUGAUAGAAGUCUGCCUAAUGUGUUCCUGAUUCAGGGCACUGCCAAUUCGCCCAAAAUGUUGAUUGUGAAUGCGGGGAAAAAUAACCUUGGACAAAUUCCAUGUACUUUUGCCAGUCCAGCCCAGCUUAACAUCAAGGAUGUGUUGUCGUUGGAUACUGGCAGUCAGGUUAAUGUAGGCGAGCCAAACAUUGCUUUGAAUAAUGAACAGAAUCUGUUUCUUCAUAAACUUCUGAUGGAAGCUCGAGGAAGUUUGAACAUUGUUUGCAGCAAAGAAAACAGUCAGCCUGUUAAUUCACCUCACGAAACUGUUAGUGCGCCCUCGCAGUGCAUGGAUUUGGGUAGCCGCGAGAAUGUUAAUUUGAUCAAUAUGUUGUCGAAUAAUAUUGGUAUUUUGAACUCUGUAUCUGUGCCAGUGAACUCGCUUCCUAAAAACACUUCAGGUGCCGAAGGUGUUGGUGUCCAAGCACAACACAUGGAUUUAGGAAGUCAGGAUAACUUAAACCUGACACAGUUACUGUCAAAUAAUCACGGAAAUUUGAAUUCUCAAUCCUCGACGAUGAACACACCAAAGAACCCUGGACAAGGAGAUGGUGGUGGUGGCACACAUUUACACUGCAUGGAUCUUGGAAACCAUGAAAACAUCAGUCUCUCAAAUCUUCUUUCAAACAAUAAUGGGAACAUGAAUUCCCCACAAGUUCAAGAGAGAAUGCAAGCGGGGGAGAAUCCUUCCCAGGGGGGUGAUGUUCCACAGAAUGUUGGAGGCAUGCAGCAGCGAAUGGAUCUUGGCAGUCAGGAUAACCUCAAUUUGAGUAGUCUCCUUGCGGUGGAUAAUAAAGGAAAUUUGAAUUCCGAAUCAAUUCAAGUGAUCGCACAAUCGGCCAGGCCUCCCGAACAGAUCCUGACGCCCACCAAAGAUGAAGUAAAAUCCCCCGUCAUGAUGACGAAUACGAACACCGAUAUGACGCAGCAGGGAUCCAAUCAGAUGACAGCUCACAAGCAGGUGGGUGAGCACGGGAUGGAGUCGAGAAGUCCGACUGCGUCGCAUGUGAUGAUUAACAAUCAAGGUCAGCUAGUCUCGGAAAACAUGGAGGUCUGCCAGCAAGGAAACAUGUCUGUGCAGCACGUGCUAAACCAGGCCGGGCAAAACGUAGCCAAUCAGAAUGUUGGAAAUCAGAGUAUGGCUGGUGAGAACAUGUCUGGGCAGAGUAUGGCCGGUCAGAACAUAUCUGGCCAGAAUAUGGCUGGGCAGAACACAGAUGGACAACAGUUGGAGAGUAGAAUGGAGAUCAGCAUUCAAGAGAAUUACAGUGCUAAUCAAGCUAAUGGGAAGAAUGUGUCGCAGGCUUCAACAAAUUCGGCAACCAGUGGGACGGUCAACACAACCGUAGGCUUGCCAUUAGACCUUCACAACAUAUGCCUGGACACGUUUCAGAAUGUUCCACUGAAUAUGGGCAACCUCAAUCAACAGGCCGUUUUCUCGACAGCCACCUCAUCCUCGCUGAAUGUCCAGCUGAAAUCGCCCACCAGUGCUGGAGCCAACCAGCAUCCCAUGUCGACGACUUCCGUGUUCUCAACACAAACGAACAACUUCAACAGUAUCUCCAUCUCAGAAACGACCGACAACGCGAUCACACAACUUAAUAAUCUCGGUGCUGAAAGCCAGCUGAGCGAACCGAGUUUAAAGCUGUCCCAGCCAUGUACACUGAACGUGUCUUCACAAGGGUCCAUGCUUCGCCGAAUGCUGACGGGUGACUGCGACGACGCUUCCCUCUCCCCUAGUUCUCCCAUAUCUAAUCCCGAAAACCAGUUGGAGUCGCCCAGGGACCUCUCGUCGCCUAACAACUUCUUCCAGGACAUGACCACUCAGUCGACGUUGAUCAACAAUGCAGAGAAGCUGCACCUCAGCUCGGAUGCGUACGUUAAAGACGAAACCAGCGACGGUUUCAAUCUCAUGAUGACGCCAUUCCAGACCGAAGACAAUACAAAUGUUCCAAACAAAAUUCACAAAGGUUGCCGAGACGACGAUGCCCAUUCGUCAAGGUCCGACCCUAUCUGUGUCGACAAGUUGUUCGAUGCCAAUGGAGCGUCGUCGACGACUAGUUACGAGUUCACAAAGUUUGGCUCGGACAUUCCAGGUGUUUUCAAGUUCGGUCUUUCCAGCAAAGCUAGUACUGUGAGUACAAGCUGUACAAACACCAGGGCUGUUCCUUCGAUUGUUAUGAAUAUGUCUCAGGGUGGUGAAUCGCUGAAAUCUGUGGUCCCCCCACCUGCUAAGCCUGCAGGACACAGCAAGAAGGUCAAGGAUCCUAGUCUGAGCAGUCAUUUUCCGAACAAAAGUCAUGGCUACGAACUACAGAUCGUCAGUCAACCGGAAGAACAACAUCGCGCCCGGUAUUUAACUGAGGGAAGUCGCGGAGCAGUCAAAGACAGGUCGCAACAGAAUUAUCCAAUUGUUAAGUUGCAUGGCCACAAUGAGGCGGUUAAGCUCCAAGUGUUUGUUGGAUGCGAGACGGGGCGAAUGAAGCCGCAUGGUUUCUAUCAAGCAUGCAAAGUGGCUGGAAAGAACUCGACUCCGUGUAUUGAGAAAGAAAUCGAUGGCACCAUGGUUAUUGAGUUGGACAUUAAUACAUCCAGCGACAUGACAGCAAGUGUGGACUGUGUUGGAAUUCUGAAGUUGAGAAAUGCUGAUGUUGAGAAGAGAAUUGGCGUCACCAAGGCACGAGCAAAGAAAAAGAACAGCACGCGUGCACGCCUGGUUUUCCGCACGACCUUCCAGAAGUCCGAUGGACACUACAUCACUCUACAGGCUGCAUCUACACCCAUUCUUUGUACUCAGCCUAUUGGACAGCCUGAGAUUCUGAGGGUGAGUCUGCUCGAGGCGACUGUCGACGGAGGACAGAGCAUGUUCAUUAUCGGGAAGAAUUUCCUGAAAAACACGCAGGUCUUCUUCCAGGAGGUCGUCAUGGAGAACGGAACCAUUCUCUGGGAGAAAGAGGCCAGCAUUGAGCAAGAAUUCUUUCAACAGACACAUUUGAUCUGUACGGUCCCCGAGUAUCAUAACGCAAGUGUUGACAAACCCGUUGACAUGCAGAUCAUUGUGAAAUGUCGUGGUAAGCUGAGCGAUCCUCACGAGUUUAUGUACAAGCCAUUGCCGCCAACAAUAAAAGUGGAAGAUCCCAUGGAGACGGACCAAAUUCAGAACAAGUCUGUUCCGUAUGGAGUCUCUCCAGUUGCAAUGGAUUUGAUCCGUCAAGUGGAGCAGCAUCAAACAGUCUCGACCACGUCGCUGUUUCAACUUCCCCCUGGAACCGUUAAAGGCAUCUCCAGUACUGGGACGACCCCCGUCCUGUAUCCAGACCUGAACGUCCAAAUGAACACCACGCCUCCCAGUUCGUAUCAGAUUCCUCCCCCUGCAGCGGCCGCUAUGCCGGUCAGUGGCGUCGUGACGACCAACGUCCAGACCCCACCCACUGCACAGCACACAGUGACCGGAUCAGAGUCGGCUGCAACGAUAAAAACUGUAUUUAUGAAUCCUCCGCCACCAACGAGUAACAUUCAGACGUCGUCCCCGAUGGUGUCAAGUAGUAACAUGACAACAGUUCCGCAGCACGCACCCCCCGUCAUGAGCCCGGCCCCCCUACAGACUCCAAUGAUCCUCAUUCUUCCAGGGACCACCAGCACGAACUCACUCAUACAGCCGUUGCAAGAUAUUAAUAAUGUUGAAGCUUUGUUGAAGAGCUUGCUUGGACAUCAGAAUGGGAUGAGGUAGCAAUGGAUCAGGUGACGUCAUUGUCACUUUAAACCAGACAUUUGUGUUGUGCGUGUGAGUGCGUGUCGGACCACAGUCCCCUGGUGAUCGCAGUAUUAAGAUCUCCGUGCCGUGUGCUCUAGCAGCAAGGACCAGACUGAGUAGCCUAACCGAGGAUGGUCUUGUUUUAAAGACAUUUACUGUGAUUGGUAACCCCAUUACCACCAAUCCUCACGUUAUGGACGUCUCUUGAGUCGUACUCGUAGCAGUUUAACACGUCCUCUUAGAUUCCAGGGGCUAGUUUUUUUGGUGGCAACAUGUUUACCAGGAGCCCUCUUUUUACCACUUGUCUUCUUGUGGUAUUAAUUUUUUUUACAGGAGUCUGGUUGGUAGCAUGGUACCAGAAGUCAUUAAAUUACCAAAGAUCUGUUGCAUGGUAGUGUAUUUAAAAGAAGAAAGGCGACAAGGACCAAAAAGAAAAAAAGAACAUCUAGUUCCUGUGGUCAUGUGAUGUGGUCUUGGUAUGCAAGAGAAACUGUGGUGUAAGGAGAAAUCAUUUGUAGCUUCACAAAGGCAGCUAAAUUGUGUUUUAGACACUCUUCUUCUUUUUUUUCUUUUGUAGCAGUCUACGUAUGCUGUUAAACAUGUAUGUUUGAGCGGUUGUACAUUUGAAACCUCCCAUCACUCCUGUUUUUCCACGUGUAAUGGUCAAACCUGUGAAUCACGACCAUCAGUUGUGGAUGCUGGAGAAAGAAGGGAUUGGUUAUGUGCUACAUUGAUUAUUAUAACUGUUAUUGGCUUUUUGUACAUUUUUCUACUGGGUGUAUUGUUAAAGCAAAAGAUUUCACUGCAGAGGCUGUUGUGUCGAAUCAUCUCUUGAAACCUGGGUGUCCACUUCAAAAAAUAAUCUGAUUUCAAUUCAGCCAUGUCUUUUGGGGAUUAGGUUUCAUCAGUCAUUUAGACUCAGUGGCAGAUCCAGAAAAUCCAUUUAGGGUAGGGGGCAAUGACAUGAGACAGAAUGCCAUGGGAACUUUGGUGGAGGUUUGGAGUGGGAUGAAAAUUAAUAUAUAAUAAAAUUAUAACUGUCGCAAAAUUUAGGCCCCCUAGAUCUGCCUUUCAAAGACCUGACUACGGAUAAUCAAAGCUAUCUUAGCGGUAUGGUAUCGUAAAACCGUCACAGGCUAUGACUUCACUGUGUGAGACAUGAUAGUUCCUGAUGUCGUAGCGCUAACAUAGCUUCGAAAAUCUGGGCCGUGUUCAAUUGUUCUGCAUAUAACUGUUUCGGUGCCAUUUCCCCAUUAGGGCUGUCCAGAAUUGAUUGCAUUAAAGAGGAGCGAGAUGGUAAGAGGCAUUUACUUCUUUGAUUACCACAAAUGAAGUAAAAUUGUAUUUAAAGCAAAGUGUGCAUAGGGGAAAACAACAGCAGAUUCACCAGGCAUAAAAGUGAUAAUUUCUGUACUUCAAGCCUCCGCCUUAAUGUUGUCAUUUCUGGAACAGUCCUUGGAACAAUAGAUGGAGUAUUGCACUUCUGGGGAAUUCCAAACUUUAGUCCUUUAUUGAAAGUUCAGUAAUCAGUUUUAGUAUGUCUAAAUCAUUGAUGAAAUCCAAACAUGUUUUUAACUGUAAUUUAUCAAUGUAUCAAAUUCAGACUA
Messenger RNA from Gigantopelta aegis, 6595 nucleotides. RefSeq lists its product as uncharacterized. Gene Ontology annotation, cellular component: transcription regulator complex. Gene Ontology annotation, biological process: regulation of transcription by RNA polymerase II; calcineurin-NFAT signaling cascade; cytokine production. The transcript is spliced from 14 exons. The record is from RefSeq and is a predicted model, not a curated record. Bases 114 to 4964 code for a protein of 1616 amino acids. Gene Ontology annotation, molecular function: RNA polymerase II cis-regulatory region sequence-specific DNA binding; DNA-binding transcription factor activity, RNA polymerase II-specific; transcription factor binding. NCBI's taxonomy places the organism in Eukaryota, Metazoa, Mollusca, Gastropoda, Neomphalida, Peltospiridae.